Lacerta agilis (Sand lizard) is the source of this 1939-nucleotide messenger RNA. RefSeq names its product tubulin alpha like 3 (gene TUBAL3). Gene Ontology annotation, cellular component: microtubule; cytoplasm. The record is from RefSeq and is a predicted model, not a curated record. NCBI's taxonomy places the organism in Eukaryota, Metazoa, Chordata, Lepidosauria, Squamata, Lacertidae. Gene Ontology annotation, biological process: microtubule cytoskeleton organization; mitotic cell cycle. Bases 222 to 1598 code for a protein of 458 amino acids. The transcript is spliced from 4 exons. Gene Ontology annotation, molecular function: structural constituent of cytoskeleton; GTP binding.
CCUGACAGCAAGCAGAGGCAUAAGCCAGCAGCAAACUAUUACGGCCAAUUCCAGCCUUUUCUUGGCAUUUUUGGAAAAAGCGCCUCUGUUUCUUUAAAUGAGGAGAGGACUUCAUCUUCAGGUGGAGUCAAUUCUUGCUGGGUUAUAAAUUUGCUGGGAGCAGAGAAAGCAGCUGGUUGUUUUAUUUUUUGCUGGAAUCUUAGCAAGCAUAUAGAACCACGAUGAGGGAGUGCCUGUCGAUCCACAUUGGCCAAGCUGGAGUUCAAAUGGGCAAUGCCUGCUGGGAGCUCUACUGCCUGGAGCAUGGGAUUCAGACAGACGGCACCAUCGCCGGGAACCAGGCAGCUCCGAAAAUCCUGCCAGAGACGGAGCAGGUGGACGCUUCUUUCGAGACUUUCUUCUGCGAGACUGCAUCAGGGAAGCACGUGCCAAGGGCAGUCUUCAUUGACUUGGAACCGACUGUCAUAGAUGAAAUCCGCACAGGGCCUUAUCACUCCCUCUUCCAUCCUGAACAGCUGAUCAGCGGCAAGGAAGACGCAGCCAACAAUUACGCCCGAGGCCAUUACACCAUCGGGAAGGAGAUCAUUGACACAGUUCUGGGCAGGAUUCGCAAAAUGGCUGACCAGUGCAGCGGCCUCCAAGGUUUCUUGGUCUUCCACAGCUUCGGCGGAGGAACAGGGUCAGGCUUCACUUCGCUUCUGAUGGAGCGGCUCUCAGUGGAGUACAGCAAGAAGUCAAAACUGGAGUUCUCUGUGUAUCCUGCCCCGCAGGUCUCCACGGCCGUCGUGGAGCCCUACAACUCCAUCCUGACCACCCACACCACCCUGGAGCACUCCGACUGCUCGUUCAUGGUGGACAACGAAGCUAUCUAUGACAUCUGCAACCGCAACCUUGACAUCGAACGCCCCACCUACACCAACCUCAACAGGUUGAUCGGGCAGAUCGUCUCGUCUGUGACGGCUUCCUUGAGGUUCAACGGCGCCUUGAACGUCGACCUAAUAGAAUUCCAGACCAACUUGGUGCCUUACCCCAGGAUCCACUUCCCCUUGACCACCUACGCCCCCAUCAUCUCCGCCGAGAAGGCCUACCAUGAGCAGCUCUCCGUGCCGGAGAUCACCAAUGCCUGCUUCGAGUUCUCCAACCAGAUGGUGAAGUGUGACCCGCGCCGGGGCAAGUACAUGGCUUGCUGCCUGCUGUACCGGGGGGACGUGGUGCCCAAGGAUGUCAAUGCAGCCAUUGCGGCCAUCAAGACCAGGAGGUCCAUCCAGUUUGUGGACUGGUGUCCCACGGGCUUCAAGGUGGGCAUCAACUACCAGCCGCCCACGGUGGUGCCCGGGGGGGACCUGGCAAAGGUGCAGCGGGCUGUCUGCAUGCUGAGCAACACCACCGCCAUCGCUGAGGCCUGGGCCCGGCUGGACCACAAGUUCGACCUGAUGUACGCCAAGAGGGCCUUUGUCCACUGGUACGUUGGGGAGGGCAUGGAGGAGGGGGAGUUCUCCGAAGCCCGGGAGGACCUGGCUGCCCUGGAGAAGGAUUACGAGGAAGUCGGGAGGGAUUCUGCGGAUGGGGAGGAAGAGGAUGCUGAGGAAGAAUAUUAAGCCCAAGGCCAUGCGUCUGUAUGUGCCAAACCUGCAUGUAACUGGGCUAAGAUGGGGAGAUGAACCAAAACUGUUGACUCUUUAAAAAAAAAAAAAACCAACACCCCAUAAUAAACAUUACUGUAUCUCUUACAAGACUUGUGUAGUGUAAGGACUCUCUAACACAUUGUACUUUGUUUAGAAGGCACUUCCUUGUAGCUUUUUGAAUCUUUACUUCCUAUCUUAGAAUUAUGUGAAAUUAACUCUUUUGAGUGUGGAUCUUUGGAGGGGGUGGGUGCAGGAGAGGCUAAUGUGCUUGGCUGUCCUGUAUCACGUCUGUGCACUCAAGAAUGGGUAAGGGG